AUGGCUAGCACAAUCAUGUUGCUUGUAUCCGAUGUAGCAAGAGCUUUGCCACUAUGCGUCUCGAAAGAUGAAUGCAAAUCCCCUUUCGGUAUAUGGUGUGGUGAUGGAAGUGGAGGAACGUGUUUCCAUUUUUCUUGUCAAAUGGAUAUAGAUUGUAGGAAACUUGUUCGUUGUAAUACACCAGGACCUUAUUGUAGGAAGGGAGUAUGUAGUUGUUAAAGAAAAAUGCAUAGUUUAUUAUGUAACUUCUAAUGCAUUAAUGAAAUAAAUUUUUUAGGUAAUUCUGUUUUCUGGAUCUGUUGUCGAUUUAUA
Thlaspi arvense is the source of this 312-nucleotide messenger RNA. Lineage: Eukaryota; Viridiplantae; Streptophyta; Magnoliopsida; Brassicales; Brassicaceae. The record is from the annotation of a GenBank genome assembly.